Mesorhabditis belari is the source of this 1290-nucleotide messenger RNA. The record is from the annotation of a GenBank genome assembly. Lineage: Eukaryota; Metazoa; Nematoda; Chromadorea; Rhabditida; Rhabditidae.
AUGUCUGUGUCGAUUCCAUUCGUGGAUCGAUUUCUGAAUUUGGAAGCUCGACUGAGUCAGCGCGUAAAAGCUUCAGAUGUGAUCGACCGUCUUCAUUGCGUCUUCACGCCAUUCCUUUUGUCGCUAUCUGUCGUGCUCAUCGGUACAAAAAUGCAUAUGGGCGACCCAAUCAACUGCAUGUUUCAUACGGACAUUGACGGUUAUGGUUCAUGGAAAGAAUACUUCCAACAAUACUGUUUUGUGACCAACACUUACAAGUACAAUUCGAUUGCUUACUAUGGCGGGGACUACUACAUUGAUCACCAAUAUGACACACGAGUCAACUAUUAUCAGUGGAUUCCAUUCUUUUUGGCGGCUCAAAUGGUAGCCUUCUGCCUACCUGCAGUGUUUUCAAACUGCUGCUUCAAAAAGACAACCUUGAAGUUCGAAGACGUCAUCAAGGCGGCCAAGUGUUAUGGAGGAGCCAUUGGCAAUUCAAAAAAAGAAUCCAAGCUAUUGAAGUCCAUCGCUGCUUAUAUGAUCAACAUACAAACCUACGAACGAAGCAGAACUGACGACGUGUUUCAGGCUUGGUGUGGCUCCUUCCUCAUUCGACGUAAAGCAACAAUUGGAUAUCUCCUUCAUAAGGUACUUUGCCUUAUCAACGUUGUCUUUCAAAUGUGGGUGGUCGCCUUCUUUCUAGGUAUCACCAGUUGGAAAAUGGGAUUCAUACAAGCAACCGCUAUCUUUAAUCCCGCUCUACGCAAUAAUACAGGAUUCGGCGUCUUCCCAAGAACUGUGAUGUGCCACACAGAAAAGUCAACGAGUGUUGGACAGGAAUUUGGAGCAAAGCCCAUUGGAUACGAUUUCGAGUGCCUUCUACCGGUCAACUACAUCAACGAAAAGGUCUUCCUUUUCCUCUGGUUUUGGUUUCUCAUGCUUUUUAUUCUCACCGCUUGCAAUGUGUUUUGUUGGUUCUUCGUCUUCUUGUUCCCAGAAUUCGGUAUCAAGGGGCUCUUUGAUAGGUCCAAUAAAAAAUUUGAAGAAGCUGACAAGCAAAGCUACAGGGAAUUCUUCUCCGGAUUGGGCGUAGAUGGUCGUUUGCUCUUUGCAUUCAUUUCAAUCCAUGCGGGAGAUCAAGUCGCCGUCAACAUUGUCGAGGAGAUUUUGAAACAGAUGGCUGCAAAACGACUCGAGAAGAAAGAAAAGGACGAUAAAGAUGAUCCCGAGGCUGGCAAUAUUCCUGACAAGAUCUCACUUCAUGAUGAUACGACCGAAGAUACUCCACUCUUCUUCAAGAAAUCGUUAGCC